This is a messenger RNA of Tuber aestivum (summer truffle), 3704 nucleotides long. NCBI's taxonomy places the organism in Eukaryota, Fungi, Ascomycota, Pezizomycetes, Pezizales, Tuberaceae. The record is from the annotation of a GenBank genome assembly.
ACCCCACGGAUAACUACUUUUACCUAUUUUGUUUGCUCAAGUGCCACUCCACCCCUUCCAGAAAAUACUUUGGGUGAUUCUUUGAGAACAUCGGAGUAUCGAAUUCCUUAUAUAUAUACUUCUUGCCGUGCCUUACUAGGUGACUGCCUUGCUGCCCGCAGUGCCUCCCAGCCGAUGAUUAGGAAUGCAGCAAUCCAAGUCUUCACGAUCAAUGCCUUCUUUGACUUCCUCCUGUUCACCUCCUUAUCUUGAAACACUACCCAUUCUAAAUCAUCCGAGUUUAGCGUUGGGGGGUACCACUACCCUCACCAGCAAAUUUGGGGGUGAGGAUGGAGGGGAUCAUAAAACCUCCUCCAGCUCGAACGGAAAAACUAAACGAAAGCGGUCGAUGAUUGCUUGCAAGCACUGUAACGAGAGAAGGGUACGAUGUGAUGCCUCAACUAUUGGGUGAGUAGUCAUGUAUUCGUCCCAUCCCGGCUUUUGCUCCCCUCCCUCUUUUAGCCCUGCACAAAUACCCAAAGACCCCAAGAUUGUAUAUGUGGAGUGAGUCCCCGCGAGCGUUGGGUGGCUACGAUCCGAUCAAAUAAUGCGUAUUGCACCGCUUAGCUAGAACAAUAUCUACGAUCAGCCAGGGUGCCUCGCGCUUUGAGAGGUUCAACUAUUCUCAAGCAGAAGCCGCCGCCCCUCUCUACAACAUUUUCAUUUUUUUCUAUUCACCUCUUCCCGUAUUUCUGGAGUUUGCCGGGAAGGGAGUAUUUCAUUUUUCAUUUCAUUUUUUUCAGGGGGGCGAUCACAUUGCGCGUUUUUCUAUUGCUCGUUGCCGAUAUUGGUUCCGCUGUGAGAAGUUCCGCCACUAACACUAAUAAUUUAACAGGUUGCCUUGCUCGAACUGUCAGCAUAGCGGAAAAGGCGAAUGUCAGUUCAUUGAGUCGAAGCGUGUCAGGUGGGAUUCCCUCGUGUGACUCUGCCAUCUGUCGGGUUUGGUUCACUGAGCAAUAUACGUCAGGGGCGCGCGCGGUCGCUUCGAUCGUCAUGACGGGAAAUCUGAGGAGUCUGUAUCGCCAAACGCUGUGGAUUUUUCCCUGGGUAGACCUGAGGUUGCUGUGACGAAAAGGGGCCGUCGACAUUCUAUAUCUGGUACGGACGGAGAAGAAUGGCAACAACUUCAGCAGAAUGCUGCUAGCGAUCGCAGUAAUGGCACCGUGACAUAUUUGGGUGAAUCAUGGCACCUGGCUUGGGCGGCCGGUUCGGAAGCGAAGACCGCUCCCCUUCACAGGCCACCAUUAUGUCUAGGUGAUGAGGAAGACAUCAAUCAUCGGCUAAAUAAGGAGCUAUGGGAAAGAGGAGCAUAUAUGCUCCCUGGGAGUGAGGUCAGAGACCGUCUCAUUGCCGAGUACUUCAGGAUAUGCCACCCUUGCUAUCCUAUUCUUGACAAACGAAGGUUUCUCCACUCGGUCAAAACAAACACUUUCUCGCAUAUCCUGAUGCAGAGUGUCCUCAUGGUAGCCGCCACGCAUUGCGAUUUAUCAAUUCUUCAGAAUGCAGGAUAUAUCCGGCGACAUGAAGCAGUCGAGAUGUUCUAUAAGCGUGCAAGAAGUCUCUUUGAUGGAGAUGUGGAGCCAGACAAAAUGAUUAAUAUGCAGAGCAUGUUCCUUUUGCAAUUUUGGUGGAGGGCGCCGUCAGAUCAGAGAGAUCCAUUGUGGUGGCUUGCUGGAGCAAUAAGGUUAGCCCAGACUAUGGGAUUACACCGGAGCUCAAAGGAUAGCCCAAUGGCUACAGAUAUUAGGAGAAUCUGGAGAAGGGCUUGGUGGUGUCUAUAUGUACGUGUUUGUUAUAAACAAGGUGAACAAAUCUCCCACGCCCGAUACUGACAGCAGGUAUUAGAUUAGAGACAGACAAUGCUCUUCAUCCCUAGGCAAACCGGUGAUCAUCAGAAAUGAGGACUGUGACGUGGAAGAUUUGACCCCCGAUGACUUUGCUGAUGACGACGACGGGACCCCGCCUGAGCACAUAAUCUAUAUCAUGCAGCAGGCAUCGCUUUGCAAGAUCUGUAUGAAAAUAUCCCCGGUCCUUGAUAUGAACGAAUCCUUAAUGCUGUUUAGUGGGUGACAUGCUUCUCUUCGAGUACUGCCCAGGCGCAUUGAAAAGCAUCACUGAGAAGCCGGAGGUAGUUCGAGACCUUGCUAGGCGGUUGGAGGGAUGGAAAAGCGUUAUCCCUAGGGAACUCGAGUAUAACCCGGGUUCGAGGAAUCUUUGGGCGAUAAAAUUGCAAUUGGCUUAUCAGCAUGCACUCCUUCCGCACAUCACCGGGAAAGCUCAGGAAUACUAAUGAAUAGAUCUAGGAAUGUAUUCAUCUUGUGCCACCGCCCGCUCUCCAGUAAUCUCAACGGCCACCAUAAGAAAAUUUACGAAGGUCUUUUGACGAUGGCAGCUACUGUUGUUGGAACCGUUAUUAAAGAUCUAUUAGAAGGCUUCGGUGCAAGGUUCAUGAAUCCUUAUGAGUAUGUAUUGUCCUCGCCACUUUUUCUAUGUGAAUCGGGUUCUGAUAACUGGGCAGUAUGGGUUGUUUCUUCUGUUCCAUGACCAUACAUCUGGUCAAUAGACGCACUACCAACCCAACUCUGGCCAAGGAAGCCGAUGAGAGGCUCCAGGCGUCCCUGGUACAGAUUCGUGAAAUGGAGGAGAUUCUUCCGGUCGCUUGCUGGUUUAGAGAACGUCUGAAGCACGCAAUACAGGCAAGGGAGGAGACGUUGGCUGCUGAUGUGGAACGGAAACCAAACCCCCAGCAAUUGCAACAUCAGCAACAGCCUCAAACCCGUAACCCGUCAUCAACCCCCCCGACCCAAGUCCCUCAGUCCCAAAUAGGAACACCCCUUCCAGUCCCGUCAGUGCCCUCGCACGUCCUACCCCCCAGCACCACCGAAGCCCAACGCCACCAGCCACAGCUCUGUUCCCCAGGCCUCCAACCGAAGCAAUUCCAACCACACUACGUACCCGGCCCUGCGACCAUCUCUUCUGCCGUCCAAAUGAGACCGAUGCAAGAGACAGGAGAGGUCGCAGGCGCAAUGGUAGACGCAUGGGCUUCGAACAACUGCACCUUUGUAGGAUUAGGAGAAGUGCUAGAUCCUCAAUCGGGUAUGCUAGGCAUGGGUGGUGGUGGCGGUGGGCUCGAAGGACACACUGUUGCUGAGUUUGAUUAUCAAUGGGUUUGGGAUAGUGUUGGGGGGCUGGGGAAUACGUAUGUACAGAUGAGGUUCGGGGCGGAAUAAAAGUUUAAUAUUUCCUCCAUUUUGCUUUCAUCUUCUUUCUUUUUUUGAUCUAUCCGAGGUGUUUAUUUUUAUUUUCAUUUCUAUUUUCACACUUUGCCACUGUAUAUUGACUUACGAGUUCAACUUUAUAUGAAAGAGUUUAUUUGCCAGAGAGGGAGAUAACCGAGGGGGUUUCGGUGUUUUCCCCAAUUUCUUUGCUUCUCAUUUCCUCCUUUUUUUUUUCUUUCUUUUUUUCUUUUGACCUAAAAAUAUCUAGUGUUUGACGAUGUAGCACGUAUUGCGUCGGGUGUCUGUUUCCAACUUAUUGUGUUUCGGCCGCCGAGUGAUACCAUGUGUUUUAGACGCCGGAGGAAGACUCUUCUUCCGUGCAAUGUAUUUAUAACGGAAGUUUCACGGGGGCAAUUAUUUAACAAUGGAAGCUGCAAUGCAAGAUGG